Molecule: messenger RNA, 1145 nt
Organism: Drosophila miranda
Lineage: Eukaryota; Metazoa; Arthropoda; Insecta; Diptera; Drosophilidae
Product: rho GTPase-activating protein 19-like
Exons: 3
Coding region: 77-934 (285 amino acids)
Biological process (GO): regulation of small GTPase mediated signal transduction; signal transduction
Cellular component (GO): cytoplasm
Molecular function (GO): GTPase activator activity
Source: RefSeq, a predicted model, not a curated record
CAGUCCCACUGAAACGCUGCAUCAACAAAUUGAUGCAGGCUUUCUGAUGCACCUGUAGGAGCUCAAAGAGUUUCUUAUGCUGGAGAAGAAUCUCACCCAGGAGGGACUAUUUCGCAAGACAGGAGCCGUUUCCAGGCAGAACGAGCUACGAAUGCACAUACAGCACGACCAGCCCUUGGAUUUGGAACUGACAGGAUUCUCGGCUCACGACUGUGCCACUGUUUUUAAGAGCUUUCUGGCCGAGCUGCCAGAGCCUUUGCUUACAGACGCCCACUAUCCAGCACAUCUUCAGAUAGCGCCGCUUAGCCAGGCAUUAAUGGGGGGUCAGGUGGCGGCUACCGCAGAGCGCCAACAACAUCUUCUCAACUCGGUGCAGCUGCUCCUUCUCCUGCUCCCCGAAGAGCAUCGCGAGUUACUGCAGCACAUUAUUAAAAUGCUCCAUUCGGUGGCAGCGCGUGAGGAGAGCAACAAGAUGUCCGCGGAGAAUUUGGCCAUCUUGUUUACACCGCACCUGAUUUGCCCCAGGGAAAUGCCGCCUGAGGCGCUCCACUAUACGGCGACGAAGAUGUCCAGCAUUGUGUCCAUGAUUCAGCAGGGUCUGGAAAUCUUCGAAGUUCCCGGAAAGCUAGCCACCGAUAUUCGGGCGUACUUUCUUGAGCGCAAACGCAAAAAAACCAUGUCACCGGAGCAAACCCUUGAAGAAUCCAUCUCGGACGACUCGACGGUCAACACGGUGUACACUUUUGUAGAUCGUGCCGCCACGGCAGCGGCAAACAACAGCAAUUACACGGACACUGCACUGGCGCAGCUGUACGCGCACAUUCAGAGCCUUCCGGAGUCCUCCAAGAAGCGUCGCCUCAUCAAGCAGUUUAACAAGCAAAACGGACAAGGCACACCGCUGCAGGUCAUCGCGAGGAGCUCCAGCGUGCCAUAAGGGAGCAUCACGAGAAGCAUGAUGCCAAAAUGAUGCGCGCCAUGGAGGAGGCAGAGCGUAAGAAGUAGAAAUCCAUAUGGAUCACUGCACCCAGCCGUUUCGUUAUAUAACACCAUUUCGAUCAUCCUGCAGCUAUGCCAUAAAUGCGGCUAAACUGAAACUGUAAACACUUUUGUAUGCGACGUAAUAAAGACUUGAAUGUACCCAAAGC